Molecule: messenger RNA, 1832 nt
Organism: Alexandromys fortis (reed vole)
Lineage: Eukaryota; Metazoa; Chordata; Mammalia; Rodentia; Cricetidae
Gene: Slc1a6
Product: solute carrier family 1 member 6
Exons: 10
Coding region: 138-1832 (564 amino acids)
Biological process (GO): L-glutamate transmembrane transport
Cellular component (GO): plasma membrane
Molecular function (GO): L-glutamate transmembrane transporter activity; neutral L-amino acid transmembrane transporter activity; glutamate:sodium symporter activity
Source: RefSeq, a predicted model, not a curated record
CCCAACGCAGAUUCAGCGCGGGUCACUGGCGGGUCCCAGCGGACCCGGCCGGCGCUUCCAAGGGUUCUGGCUUCUGCAUCCCGGCGUAGCGACGAGGUGCGGGCAAGGCGGCCCCGCUGACCCGAAGCUGAGACACGAUGAGCAGCCACGGCAACAGUCUGUUCCUGAGGGAGAGCGGCCAGCGCCUGGGUGGCGUGGGCUGUCUGCAGAGCUUCCAGGACAGUCUGCAGCAGAGAGCUCUGCGCACGCGCCUGCGUCUGCAGACCAUGACCAGAGAGCAUGUGCGGCGCUUCCUGCGCAGGAAUGCCUUCAUCUUGCUCACAGUUAGCGCUGUGAUCAUUGGGGUCAGCCUGGCAUUUGCUUUGCGCCCAUAUCAGCUCUCCUACCGCCAGAUCAAGUACUUCUCUUUUCCUGGUGAGCUGCUCAUGAGGAUGCUGCAGAUGCUGGUACUCCCCCUCAUCGUCUCCAGCCUUGUCACAGGUAUGGCAUCCCUGGACAACAAGGCAACAGGGCGGAUGGGAAUGCGGGCAGCUGUGUACUACAUGGUGACCACAGUCAUUGCGGUUUUCAUCGGGAUCCUAAUGGUCACCAUCAUCCAUCCUGGCAAGGGCUCCAAGGAGGGGCUGCACCGUGAAGGCCGAAUUGAGACUGUCCCAACAGCUGAUGCUUUCAUGGACCUGGUCAGAAAUAUGUUUCCACCUAACCUUGUGGAGGCCUGCUUUAAACAGUUUAAGACGCAGUACAGCACACGAGUGGUAACCAGGACGAUUGUAAGGACAGAGAAUGGGUCAGAGCUGGGGGCCUCCAUGUCUCCCCCAUCAUCAGUAGAGAAUGAAACCAGCAUCCUGGAGAAUGUCACCCGGGCAUUGGGCACCCUGCAGGAGGUGAUAAGCUUUGAGGAGACUGUGCCUGUGCCUGGCUCGGCCAAUGGCAUCAAUGCCUUGGGCCUUGUGGUCUUCUCUGUGGCCUUUGGGCUGGUCAUUGGUGGCAUGAAGCACAAAGGCCGUGUCCUGAGGGACUUCUUCGACAGCCUCAAUGAGGCUAUUAUGAGGCUGGUGGGCAUCAUCAUCUGGUAUGCACCAGUGGGCAUCCUGUUCCUGAUUGCUGGGAAGAUUCUAGAAAUGGAAGACAUGGCUGUCCUUGGAGGUCAGCUGGGCAUGUACACUCUGACUGUCAUCGUUGGCUUGUUCCUUCAUGCUGGUGGUGUGUUGCCCCUCAUCUACUUCCUCGUCACCCAUCGGAACCCUUUCCCAUUCAUUGGGGGCAUGCUACAGGCCCUCAUCACAGCCAUGGGUACCUCUUCCAGCUCUGCAACCCUGCCUAUCACUUUCCGCUGCCUGGAGGAAGGCCUGGGUGUGGAUCGCCGCAUCACCAGGUUCGUGCUGCCUGUGGGGGCCACCGUCAACAUGGAUGGCACAGCACUCUAUGAGGCCUUGGCAGCCAUCUUUAUUGCUCAAGUCAACAACUAUGAGCUCAAUCUGGGCCAGAUCACCACAAUCAGCAUCACAGCCACAGCUGCCAGUGUUGGAGCAGCUGGCAUCCCCCAGGCAGGACUGGUCACCAUGGUGAUCGUGCUCACAUCCGUCGGCCUGCCCACAGAGGACAUUACGCUGAUCAUAGCUGUGGAUUGGUUCCUUGACCGGCUUCGUACGAUGACCAAUGUCCUGGGAGACUCAAUUGGAGCAGCUGUCAUUGAGCAUUUGUCCCAACGGGAGCUGGAGCUGCAGGAGGCUGAGCUGACCCUUCCCAGCCUGGGGAAGCCCUAUAAGUCACUCAUGGCACAAGAAAAGGGGGCAUCAAGGGGUCGGGGAGGUAAUGAGAGUGUCAUGUGA